GGGAGAGCGGUGAGGAUAGAGGCCGCCACUUUCCUCGAUGCGGGUGUCAAUCGGGUUUUUAAGCAUGCCUCAUAACCACGGCUGAGGGAAGCCCUGUCGCCGGUGUUUCCUUUCUGGUCCCUUCGCUGAGGCUCCUCUGCUCUCCCCGAGGCGCCAUGCCCUGCUCUCCGGAGGAAGCCUCGGAGGAGGAGGAGGCGGAGGAAGAGCGGGGGAGGCAGGGGUCCCGAAGGAGGGAGGCUUAGGGCUGAGGACGGAGCGAGGCGCCAUGGAGGAGCGUCUGAGCCGGUGGCUGCUUCUCCCUCUGCUCCCGGCGCUGCUCUUCCUCCUGGUCCUCUACCAAUACGCCUCCUUCGGAGGGAGCUGCCCCGACAGCAACAGCAGGAGCCACCGGGCGCCCCCUCCGUCGUCCUCCCCUCGCCCUCCUCCGCCUCCUCCUGCCUCGCGCUGCCCUUAUGCUCAGCCCCGGCGGAGGCAGCAGCACCUGCAGCCGCCCCUGUGCCGCUUUGACAUGCGGGGCCGCGACGUGAUGGUCUUCCUCCACAUCCAGAAGACGGGAGGCACCACCUUCGGGAGGCACCUGGUCCGCAACAUCCGCCUGGAGCAGCCCUGCCAGUGCCGCCCCGGGCAGAAGAAGUGCACCUGCCACCGGCCCGGAGCAGCGGCAGCAGCAGCAGCGGGGGACGGCGGCAAGGCCGGGGACACCUGGCUCUUCUCCCGCUUCUCCACCGGAUGGAGCUGCGGGCUCCACGCAGACUGGACCGAGCUCACCAGCUGCGUCCCCGCCGCCAUGGAGCGCAGGAGGGGGCCGUGCCCCGGAGGAGGAGACCCAGACAGAAGCCCCAGGAACUUCUACUAUAUCACAAUGCUGAGGGACCCUGUCUCACGUUUCUUGAGUGAAUGGAAACAUGUCCAGAGAGGAGCAACAUGGAAGACUUCCCUCCACAUGUGCGAUGGGCGAAGCCCCACACCAGAGGAGUUGCCUAUGUGUUAUCUAGGAGAUGACUGGUCUGGGGUGAGCUUACAGGAGUUCAUGAGCUGCAGCCACAACCUGGCUAACAACCGCCAGGUGCGCAUGCUUGCAGACCUCAGUCUUGUUGGAUGUUACAACUUGACCUUUAUGAAUGAAAGUGAAAGAAACAUGAUCCUCCUCCAAAGUGCCAAGAACAACCUGAAAAACAUGGCAUUUUUUGGACUCACUGAAUUUCAGAGAAAAACUCAAUAUCUCUUUGAGAGGACCUUCAAUCUGGAGUUCAUUUCCCCUUUCACUCAGUACAAUAUUACACGGGCCUCCAAUGUGGAUAUCAGUGACUCAGUGCGGAAACGCAUAGAAGAACUGAACUUCUUGGAUAUGCAGCUGUACGUAUAUGCUAAAGACCUAUUUCUGCAGCGCUUUCAAUAUGCUAAACUAGAAGAGCAUGAACAAAAUCGCCAAAAACGACGGGAAGAGCGAAAAAUAUUGCAUGAACAGAAGCUCCGUGAAUGGGAAAAGGAAGAAGAAGCAGAAGCAGUAGCUGUUACUGAGGAUUAUAACAGUCAGGUAGAACGAUGGUGAUUUGCCCUCGUGUGUGCAGCGACACACCCAUACACAUCCAUAUGUGCACAGAGACACUAAUUGAACAUUGAACUUAAUUAUUCAGUGGUGAAUUACUAUAUGGACCUCUUGUUGAUUUUGAUAAGCUGAAAGAGUCAUUUAGUCAUCUUCACUAUUUUAUGUCCCUAUAGAUUUUGUCAUUCAUCAAAACAAUAUGUUACAUUUUCCAGUACACCCUAAUCAGUAUGUUUCAGUUGGUUAAUGAAUAGCUCUUUCUUCAAAAUAAGGUACCUGCAUAAGCAGUAUCCUCCAUGUUCUUGUCUUGGUGUUUAAAGGUUUUCCUAAUAGCUUUGGGCUAGUGGAAACUAUAAAAGUUGGUAAAAGUUUGAAAUCUAAUUUCCAAGGAUUGAUCAUAAUAUAAAUUUCCAAGGACUGAUCGUAUUGUUCUUUAUGCUAUGUAUGUUCAGAGUGAAUGUAGCAGAACAAAGCAUGCUGCCCUUCUAUUAUUUACAGGCAGAGUUUUGGGUAAGGAGGGAAUCCUGGCAUCUAAUUACAUUUGGGGUACCAUACAACAGAAACUGGGGAGUCAAACAUACUAAGCUGAAGGGACCUUGAAGGUUGGCUUAAUUCUCAUUACACAUUUUUUUGAAGCCAAACUACUCAGACUGGCACAGUUACUAGCCUACAUUUAAGAAGUCCUGUAGCUAACUUGGAGGUUUUGAAAGCACAAAAUGUGGAGCAACUAACAUGUGUUCCUCAAUAGUAUUUUCCUUAUGAUGAGUCCAUAAUGCUGGUAGUGGUGGGGUCCUAAAAGGGCUCAUAAGAGGAUAAAACAGGAAGCUGAUUGAUUUAUCAAGAUUUCUGUGGAAAGUUUUUGCUGAAGCUAAGUUAUUCUGUGACACACAACUUUCUUCCAGACAAUGCAUGAAAGCGUGCCAACUUUGGGUAGAUCUCAAGAGGUUUGUGCCAAAAGGUUUCAAGCUUGUGCGCAAAUCUUUGUACAAUCUCAUUAUCUUGAAUCUCUAGUUCUUUCAUAACAUAUCAUUGGAAGAGUCUUCAGAUGAGCAGGAUUUGAAACAUAAACAUAUAGCACAUCAGGUUUUUAUUUAGAUUUUGGAUUAAAAUAUUGAUUUCAGUAGUAAAAUUCUAAUUUGUAGGCUAUAAACAUGAAUGGUAGAACCCAGGACAUUAAUAUAUAUUUUUAAAAAUCGAAUUCUUCCACCAAAAUAAUCUUACAGCUUUAAUGCUGAAAAACCAGGGGAAUUUAUAAUGCUUCAGUUUUGGAUGCUGAAGAAUUCUGAAGAUUUUGAAAUCCCUUAAUGCUGUGUAUUAUUAAAGUUUAUGUUUAAGUUUUACUUCCUUCACCUUAAGAUUCCUAUGUGCUACUGCAACUUCUCAUCUUCAUUUGCUUUAACAAUGUCUUAUGCCAUAAUACUAUGCCAUCUAAAGCUUUAUUUUCAAGGCAGCUUUAAAAUGCACCAUGCUUUCAGUUUCAGAAUGCAAGUUGUCAUGUUUGACUGGCUUUCCAUAUAUCUGCUAAUCAGGUGGAAAAUGAGGCAACUGGGAUAGACAGAUUCUCCCUCUAGCACUGAGCUGAGGAUGUGCCUCAGGCCACACUCCCCAUCAGCCCUACCAAGAAUAGCUACAGUGAGGGAUAAUAGGAAUUGUAGUCCAAAAACAUCUGAAGGGUCACACAUUCCUCAUUCAUGGGUCAAGACACGGAGCAGUGUUUUCAGAUGAGCUGCUUUCCAAUUUUUUUCCCCUGAAGUGCAGACACAUAUAGUCAAAUUUUAAACAGUGCUGUGGCAAACGGCAAAUAUUCUUUUCUACUUGUAUGUACAAAAUGCUGCUCUUUCAUCUAACAGUGUUACUGCUGGUUAUCUCAGGUCCAGCUCUGUAUCUGCAAAUGGUUUUGUCACCAUUUGUGGCAGCAAAGAAGAACAGUAAGGGAACAAAGAGGGACAAAAGACUGAAAGAGUAUUAAAACUGGUAGUUUUUGGUUUUUUGCAAAAGCAGACAUAUACCCAGUCUGCGAGGCCCAGCCCAGACCUUGUGCUUUUGGCCUUUGCUUUGUAGCUCUUUACCUCAUCCUUGUUUUCAGCUCUGGCCAACAGCCCACUCUUCAGUAUCUGCUUUACACAGCUUGGAAUUAAUUCACUAAUUAACUCAUUUAGCUGUUAAUUCAGUGGGCUUUUCUAGUAAACUUGCUAGAUUACCCAAUUAACUCCGAAGGUUUUUUGGGGGAAAACACUGUCGUAGAAUAGCCUGUUAGAAUUCAUUAGAACUUAUUAGGCUGGUUACAUCUCUGUUACAUGCAAGUAAAGAGGAAGGUUUGCUGCUUCAUGAGAAGAAAUAUUUUAAAAUGGAAGAAAUAUAUACUUCUGUUGUUAAAGUCGGCUGACCUGUGAAAAGGAGAGAGAAGGGAGCCCAGGUUAAAGAAGACCUGUGCUUGGGAAAGAAGAAUCAAGGUGAGUCUUGGGAUUCAGUAGUGGUGGAGAGGAGCGUUAAUUUGCUUAAUGGAAGACCAGAGCCUUCAAGCACCCAUGGCGCUUUCAAAUGGUCAGGUUUUUAUGCCUGAAAAGCAGGGAUCAUUUUCUUCUCCCUGCUUACCUGUAUAGAAAGAAGGAAAAGGUUUGGAUUCUUGAUGUGGAGGAGUGAUGGAGCAUUGUGACUCUCUUCAGUAAUUUCUCUAUUGAUUUAAUUCUGGAUUAGCUUCUAUUGUAUAUUAUUGUAAAACAUACAAUCCUUUUGAACUGCAGUGAAUCCCUCUGUAAUGUCGCAUAUGCAUUACUAUGCAUCUGAUUAAUGAAGUGAACAAUCUUCCUUCAAUCCAUCCCACAUGUUUAUGUUGUUUUCUCCCACUUCCUCCCAUUCUGUUUUUUUAUCCUCUUCCUCCUUUUUAUCCUUCCUUUUAAUUAUACAAUUAAAGAUAUGAUGAAUGCAGAAAAGAGUGUAGUUGAUAGAUAUCUCAUCAUUAAAACCAAAAAUUCUAGAUUAUAUUUGAGAUUUAUAGAUUAUAUAAUAGCAAAAUGUGUUCAGAGGAGGUUUUCCAUUGCCUUCUUCUGAGAAAGUGUGACUUGCCCAAGGUCACCCAGUAGGGAUUCGAACCCUGGUCUCCGGAGUCAUUGUCCAAUACCCAAACCACUGCACCAUGCUGGCUGUAAACAGUAGUAUGGAGAAGGCUUAUUUAACUGGGAAAAAUGGUGCUCUGAGGAAGUAAUAUUCUCCAUGUCCUAUUACCGCCUCUGUCUAAUCCUUUUUAUCCUUGUCUUGCUGCUGCUGUCGUGUACCUUCAAGGUGUUUCCAACUUAUGGCAACCCUAAAGGGUUUUCUUAGCAAGAUUUGUUCCAAAGGGGAUUGCCUUUGCUUUCCUGCAAAGGAAAAGGCUGAGAGAAUGCUAUGACUUGCCCAAGGUCACCCAGUGGGUUUCCAUUGCUGAGUGGGGAUUUUGAAUCCUAUGUCUAUGAAUGUCCUAGUCCAAUACCCAAACCACUAUACCAUGCUGGCUUUCACUCAUGCUUGCUAUUUUAUUUUGACUGUAUGAGAUUCUAAUCAUAGAUCUUCACAUUCUGUCUAGUUCCCUUCCUUAUUUAAUUCACAAUACGUUUCUGUUUUGCUGAUAAACCACCAUUUCCUAAUGCAUCAAACUCAUUGUUUAAUUUAUUAGGCAAUGAUGUGACAAGUUGAGUCAAGUGGAGUUUUUGCUUCACUCAGUGAGUUUCAUGAACCUGGGGGAAGCGUCGAUUAUUUCACAAGUUAGGCAAAGGUGCCGCUGAGUGUUAUAAAUUAGGCACACACCACAUAAAUCAUAUAGUCUCAUGACUCCGAGUGGAGGUAUUUCCACUUUCAUGAAUUAGGCACAAGCUUUGUUUAAUUUAAAAUUUAUUAAAGGGCGGUGCAUAAUUCGUAACCUAAAACAACACGUUGCUUUUUUCAUUAACAAAACAGUUUCGUUAAUUUAGCAUAACAAGCCUUAGGCAGGAACUCUUUAAAAGCCCAUUUGUAUUCUAAUUAUUAUUCACCAACCCCCCCUUUUAAAAGCUACAAAAGAGCUUUAAAAUCCUUUUAUGUUCUUCUCCAUAAUUUGCUGAUAGUCUCUGUGUCAUAUCAGCAAAAAGAUGCUUAAUUAUAAACAGAGAGGGCCAGAUUCUCAGCUUGCUUCUUCCAGGUUUCAAUGGCAUUUUUAAGGCUUAUCUUUUAGUGAGGCUUGAAAUGAGGUCAGGAAUUAGCUAAUGAUGUCAGUCCAUUCUGCGAGCAUCAAGUGUAUGCCUAUAUACUGAAAGGAAAUUCAUUCCCCAAAUGUGAAUCCUUAUGUGGCCAAAACAACCCUCUCUUUCUACAUACAUAGAAAGACAGAGAGGGCAGAGGUAUCUACAAAGUUGGAGGAAUCCCAAGGUUUGCAGGAAUAUAAAACAUUUUCAGAGAAAAGCUACCUGGAGGGGGUAUUCCUAAAGAAGCCAAAUGAGGUUGAGCAGGCUCAGUGGAAUACUGGCUGUUUGCAUGGGGGCAUGGAAAUCCAUAAAGAAGGGAAGGAAGGGUUCUUUACUAGUGUAGCUCCAGAUAUUGUUGGACUUAGAUGCCCAGAAAACUUCACUGCUGCACAUGGUGUCUGGGGCCUCUGGAAAUGGAAGUCCAUCAAACUCUGACAUCCUGCAACUGAAAACCACUGGAAUAAGAGUAUCUUGCAAGAGUGUGUGUCUAUCUGACUGAGAUCUCUAAACAUCAGCAGUAGGCAUCCAUUAUUGUUGUAAAUAAUAUUUGAACUCUGGUUCUUUUAAAUUAUACUGACGCUAAAAUAAUACUUUCAUCUAGCUGCUUGCAGGUGCUGCGAAAGAAACAUUUGUUCCCUGUAGGAAUUGUGUGCUUUUUGUUCUUUGGCCUAAGGCUCCCAAAGUAGGUCUGCGUGUUUUAGCAGUAAUUGGCAGGGAAUACCCAGCAAACAGAAGACUUUCCACCUUAGCUAGUUGGGACUUGCAUUCUUAGCAAGUUGUCUUUGACAACAAAUCAAUCAAUAUCCCUUCCGAGUUUCCCCCACCCACCUGAAACUGUCAAUUUACUCUAAAUAUAUGUGUUUGGGUGCAAAUCCACAUUUUUCUCCACCAAGCAUUGUACAGUCUGCUGUUUCUCACAGGACUGUUGAAUAGUGAUGAGAAUAGAAAGCUGCUGCAGCUCAGAAACUUACUGUGCAAUUUAUUUUUAUGGAAACAGAUCCGUUAUCAAAACCAAGCAAUAUGUGAGCUAGCCCAAUUUCAUGCCCCAAAAUAAGGGUGCACAUUGAAAUUCUUUGGUUGCAUACCCAUUCCAAUCUGUAGGAUAAAUAUAACAAGGAAGUUUCUGUUCUGAGGCUUUUAUAGAGAGAAGGAAAAAAUAGCACAGAACAAAUAUAUCUAUUUCUAACACACCUUGGCCUGAAUCCUAUUGUUUCUUCCACCUACAGUAGUCCCAUUACAUCAGUGGGAUUUAAAUAGGUGUUGACUCACAGUUCAGCACUUGAUUCAAUGGUUCUGCUUCAUCUGAGACUAGCAGAACAAUUCAGGCUCUUGAGUGAAACUUGGUAUAGUCUCCAAAGUCUACUAAAAUUUGCUUUGAAUGACAGAGCCAUUCCUUGGGAUAGGAGUUAGACAUCCUUUUUUAUUUGUUUCUGCUUGCUUGACUUUAUCACAAAAAUCUCAUAAGCUAUGUUCUUUAUAUAUGUGACACAUAUUUAAACUGAAUUGGAUUGAACUGAUUUUUUACCAAGACAUGAUCCCCAUAGACUGAGACCUAUAGACAACAGCUACCUGUUUCUGCCUAAGAGCAAGCAACUUGCUACACACAGUAUGUAUCGUAACAUGCCUUACUUGGCAAUAUUGUGCGGCUUUUAGAUGUGGAGCUGAACACAACAUAUUUAUUUUCUAUUCUUAAGAAACUUCAAAUAUCUUGAUAAAUGAAACAUGUCUGAGAUCAAGUUUUAUAUCGUGGCUGUCACAAAAAACAUUGGAAGUGGUUCAAUUCCAAAAGUAAAUCAUUUCCAUUACAUUAAGAGUUUUCACACACCACCAAUUCAUGUUGUUGGCAGUGAGGGAAAGCUGACUGUGCACAUAAUAAAUACAAUCGCAUAGUAAGUGGUUUUUGCAUGCUAUAGCUGCCAUACAGUGUAGUUUCAAUAGGCAUCUGUAGAACUUGGCACAUUGCUUUUUAAAUGUAAAAUCUUAAUAUCACCCAUUGCUUUUUUUUAAACAAAAAUUACUUUUCUGUUCUCCCCCCCCCCAAAAAAAAUAUACUUAGGAAAAUGGCUCAGAAUUUCCUAAACCGAACACACACGCCCCAAUGUUGUGGUGGUAAGGGGAAAACGCUGUAAAAUUCUGUUGAAGACACGGGAGAUUAUCACAUGAGGGAUGGGAUGCGGGAAGGACUUUUAUACAUGACCCACACUUGACCCAGCAGGGAAGCGCAAGUGAGAGUGAUCACACAAAUCACUUUCACACUGCAGCUGGCUGAAAAGUGCUUUCAGCCAUCAUUUUCAGUCUUUUGCAACAACAGAAGAACCUGUUACUACCAUGAUGGCUGAAAGCACUUUCAGCUGAGAGCAAUAAUAAUUUUCACCCAGCUGCAAUAUGAAAGUGAUUUGCACAAUCACUUUCACUCAGGCCAUGGACAGGAUAAGGAGGGGGAGUGAUCCCAUCCCUAUCCCGUGAUAAUCUCCAAUGUGAUUGCAUGUUCAAACUACUUUUGGAAUCAACGAAUGCUAUUGGCCUUGAUUUAGACUAAUAGGGUUACAGUGACAACAUAAACUAUUCCAUUACAUCAAUGGGGUGAAAGUUAUUGUCACAACACAGUCAUUACAAAGCUAAGAACUGAUGACCACAGCCUUUGCCUGAACAUCCUUAAGAGGACUUUCCUGAAUUUCAACCCCACAGAUGUUCUGGCAUUGCUCAGUUAGCAACUGUGUUUUGGAAACUUGGCAUGUGUACCCAUAUGCACGCCCAAUGCAGAGCGACAGUGGUCAACUGUGUUUGUCCAUGGAGUCUACUUGGUUAGACUAGCCAUCUGCCAGCAAGAAUAACUAUUGGUUUUAGGGUUAAGGAUUAGAGUCUAGAGGUGAGAGUGGCAAUGCCUUUAGCCAUAAGACAUUUUGCUCACAUGUGUUUCAGUGGCGCUCUCAAGAAAUUGAUUUUGUUACCUGCACCUGUUCUGCAUCAUUCUUGUCCCCCCCCCCCAUGCUUUGACUCAGUCAGAGCUUGAUUUAGAUUAGUGCUGGAACACAGCUGCAAAUGCAAAUUAUUCUGUCACUAAGUUGCUUGUUAUUAUGCCAUGUUAUUAGCUUGCCAGUAUUGGGAAAUCACUGGCUUCCUAAAUUUACCUUUGAUUUAUGAGUAAUAAGAAGGGAGAUUCUUGAAGUGUCAACUGAACUGGGGGG
Sceloporus undulatus (fence lizard) is the source of this 8930-nucleotide messenger RNA. RefSeq names its product heparan sulfate 6-O-sulfotransferase 3 (gene HS6ST3). Gene Ontology annotation, molecular function: heparan sulfate 6-sulfotransferase activity. Lineage: Eukaryota; Metazoa; Chordata; Lepidosauria; Squamata; Phrynosomatidae. The transcript is spliced from 2 exons. Gene Ontology annotation, cellular component: membrane. The record is from RefSeq and is a predicted model, not a curated record. The coding region runs from base 266 to 1552 and encodes 428 amino acids.